ACCACCAGCACCACAACCUGAGCUCACUCCCGACGUCUCCUGUCGAGAUUGGACCUACGCGGAAGACGGACGGAAGGUUUUGACAGUCGCAUGGGACAAAGCAGUUCUCAGGGUGCAAGAAUGACUUCCCUUGUCCAUGUUAUUGUGGUGGGAGCUGGUUGUCGAGGAGAAAUCUACUCCCAGUAUGCAUCAGUCCACCCUGAACGUGUUAAGGUUGUUGGUGUGGCUGAUCCAAGGAAAUUUGCUCGCACUAAACUUCAACAGCAACACAAAAUUGCAGAUGAAAAUAUAUUUGAAGACUGGUCUAGUAUGGCUGAAAGAGAGAAGUUUGCAGAUGCUGUGUUAAUUUGUACCCCAGACCGCCUUCAUAAGGAACCUGCGGUGGCCUUUGCAAAGAAGGGCUACCAUGUUCUGCUGGAGAAACCAAUGGCAACAACUCCCAAAGACUGCAAGGCGAUUGUGGAGGCCUGCACUCAGAAUGGUGUGAUGCUAUCAGUGGGUCACGUUCUCCGGUAUGAUCCCGUCAUCCACAAGAUAAAGGAGCUGAUAGAUGCUGGAGUCAUAGGUGAUGUGAUCCACAUUCAGCACUUUGAGCCGGUCGGGUUUUAUCACUUUGCUCACUCAUUUGUUCGAGGGAACUGGAGGAAUGAAGCGAAGAGCUCUUUUUCUCUUUUGGCUAAAUCAUGCCAUGACAUUGACCUCAUACACCACUGGGCUGGAGGUCGCAGGUGUGUGAAAGUGUCAUCAUUUGGAUCUGUCAGCCACUUCGGAAAAGUAAACAAGCCAGCAGAUGCUGGAAAUCGCUGCCUGGAUUGUUCAAUAGAAAAAGACUGUCCAUACUCGGCAUGCAAAAUUUACCUGGACAGAGUGAAACAGGGUCACACUGGUUGGCCUGUAUCAGUCAUUUGUCCGAGCUCGUUCCCAGACAUUGAGUCGGUAACUGAGGCCCUGAGGACUGGACCAUAUGGGCGCUGUGUCUAUGAAUGUGACAAUGAUGUCUGCAGUAACCAGGUUGUUAACAUGGAGUUUGAAGGGGGUCUUACGGCAGCCUUUUCCAUGGUGGCGUUCACUGAGGAGAUAUGUGAGCGAAAAACAACUAUCUAUGGCAGCAAGGGGGAGCUGACAUAUGGCAACCAUGAGAUUCGUGUGUUUGACUUUCUGACCCAAAGAUCUGAAAAGCACACAACGCGCAGUGAUGUGCCCCAAGGCUUUGGCAUGACUGGACAUGGUGGGGCAGACUACCACCUAAUGGAUGCUUUUAUUUCUGCUGUGGCGAACAAUGAUCCUUCGCUGAUCCGCUCAGGUCCUGAGGAGACACUACUUAGCCAUUUACUGGUGUUUGAAGCAGAGCGAUCGCGAGUGGAGAGCAGGGUGGUGUACUGUGGUGAAACUGACCAGAGCUAGACAACUGACAAACACUUUGACAGGAGAAUGACCUCUCUUUAAAAAUCAAAAACUAGGGGUGCCUGGUGGCUCAGUGGGUAGAGCGGCACCCCAUAUGCAGAGGUUGUAUACUCACUGCAGCAGGUUCGAUUCCAGCCUUGGCCCUUUGCUGCAUGUCGCCCCCUCUCUCUCCUCCUCUCAAGCUCAAACUGUCUGUCCAUUAAAGGCAAUAAAAGCCAAAAACAAUCUUUAAAAAAAAAACCCCAAAAAACUACAAUGAUAAAUAGAUGAAUGAACUGAAGGAUAAACCACAAAGUGUAAUGAAGCUGAUCACUAAGUUAAUAUUGCUCAGGGAUAUAAAUUUUUUAUUUUGUGCAUGUUUGUGGGUGGGUGGGUGAGUGAGUGAGUUUGUUAAGUGUUUUAAUUGUAAGUAAUUUGCCAAGAACUUGAUUAAUGAUGUUCAUGUAAAGAAUUCUCAUAAUUUCUAGUAAAAACUUGGAAAUUUUAAAUUUUAAAUUAUUGUUUGCUCUUAAUUUCAUCCUACACAAAGUAUUUCUCAACUGUGUCAAGUGUGCAGAAUUUAUCCAAGGAUCUGAGACUUAAAGUGAAACUCUUGCACCACAAGGUCAUUACUUUACCUGUCACCCAAUAGUUGAAUCUUGCACCAGAGUUGCUGUAUAUAAGGAGUGAUAAACACCUAUUUUUUUUAAGGGGGGUGGGAGUAUUCUUGGGUUACAGAACUCCCCACAGGGACUUGACUUGAUAUACAUACGUCUCCUUAUUCAGUUGAUUACAUACUUACUAAAUACAUGUAUCAUUAAAAGUGUCAUAUUGACUCAUGGCAUGGCAUAUAGAAAAUGCAUUGUGUACGUGUGUACAAAAAUGUUGUGUUUUCAGGAUAAAUAAUAGAUAAUCCUUCUCAUUUUGCCCUCUUUGUAAGGUAUUAGUUAGUGAAGUAGUAACAUCUUUUAAACACAAGGUGUCGCUAGUUUAUUUGAUUAGAGGACUAC
This is a messenger RNA of Plectropomus leopardus (leopard coralgrouper), 2393 nucleotides long. RefSeq lists its product as uncharacterized. NCBI's taxonomy places the organism in Eukaryota, Metazoa, Chordata, Actinopteri, Perciformes, Serranidae. The record is from RefSeq and is a predicted model, not a curated record. Gene Ontology annotation, molecular function: nucleotide binding.